This is a messenger RNA of Alosa sapidissima (American shad), 2333 nucleotides long. Its product is annotated as high affinity cGMP-specific 3',5'-cyclic phosphodiesterase 9A. Lineage: Eukaryota; Metazoa; Chordata; Actinopteri; Clupeiformes; Clupeidae. Bases 152 to 1780 code for a protein of 542 amino acids. Gene Ontology annotation, biological process: cGMP catabolic process. The record is from RefSeq and is a predicted model, not a curated record. Gene Ontology annotation, molecular function: 3',5'-cyclic-GMP phosphodiesterase activity. The transcript is spliced from 15 exons.
CAUAGAUGUCGCGCUGCCUCCCCACGGCGGCCGAAGCAUCAGCCCGGAUUCGAACCGGUGAUGAAUUCUUAAUGUGCUACAUGUAGCCUGUGGUUAGAGAUGCAGUCGGAGCAGCCUCCCACCAGAGAGCCAGUGACAGGGGGCGGAGGGGAUGUCUGCAGCUGUACCGGAGGAGAUGGCCACCAAAAUCAUCUACUUCACCAUUAACGGCAGACCAGAGCAGGCAGAGUUCCCUCUCGACUGCCCCGCACAAGACGUCAAAGACCUGUUCCGCUCUGCUGCAGAGGCUGGCCCCCACGACAUCCUGAAGCUCUACAACCCCAAGGGCAACAUCAUCAACAUCUCCCCCCAGCUAGCCCCCAACACACCCCAGUCCUCCUACAAAUUGGAGGUGGUGGCCGCCGACUGCAACAGUACAGAACUUGCAGUGGCACUCGGAUUUGAUCUGUCAUCCAUGGAGAAAAGGUUACAGAGUCUGGAGAAGAAGAUCUUAAUAGAGGCAGGGGAGACUCCAGCUAUCGUGUACGAGAUGAAGAGACAGGUGGAGUCCUUCAGGGAAAAACUCGAGAGCGUUGAGCACCUGAGUUGGCUAGGCCUGUUUAAAGAGCUUUCUAAUGCGACCCACAAGCCGUCUCCAUUCUACCACAAGAGAACCCUUCGCAAGACCCGAGAGGAGUGUGAGCACGUCAGGGACAAGUUCCUCCAAAUGAGUUCAUUAGAAGUCUCUGAUGAGGUGAGGCAGUAUCUGAAGACUCCCACCUUUGAUAAUUGGCAGUGGGAGGAUGCAGAGAUCAUGGUGCUGCUGCAGGUGAUGUACGUGGACUUGGACUUCAUCUCCACCUUCAACAUCGAGCUGGAGGUGCUGCAGCAGUUCCUCUACGAGGUCUACCGGCGCUACAACAACAUCCCCUUCCACAACUUCAAACACUGCUUCUGCGUCACACAGAUGAUGUAUGGACUGAUAUGGUUGACAGACCUUAGGAGUACGAUGGACAGCAUUGACCUCCUGACCUUACUGACCUCGGCUGUCUGUCACGACCUUGACCACACUGGGUACAACAACGCCUACCAGAUUAACGCGCGUACAGAACUCGCUCUGCGUUAUAAUGACAUAUCGCCUCUGGAGAACCACCACUGUGCCGUUGCCUUUGAGAUCCUGGAAAAGAAUGAAAGCAACAUCUUCCGAAACCUGUCAACAGAUCAGUACAAAAGAAUACGAGAAGGAAUCAUCAGGUGCAUCCUGGCCACAGACAUGACCAGACACAAUGAGAUCCUGAACAAGUUCAAGUCCCUCCUGACUGUGUUUGACUUCAGCAGCAAGGACCACAGAGACGUGCUGAUGAUGAUCCUGAUCAAGGUGAGUGACAUCUCCAACGAGGCCAGGCCCAUGGACGUGGCAGAACCCUGGCUGGACUGCCUGCUGCAGGAGUUCUUUAAUCAGAGUGACAUGGAGAAACUUGAGGGCCUGCCUGUUUCUCCGUUCAUGGACCGAGACAAAGUGACCAAGCCCUCAUCCCAGACUGGCUUCAUCCGGUUUGUCCUGCUGCCACUCUUCAUGGAGCUGGCCAACCUCUUCCCAUGCCUGGAGCUCCAUAUCAUCGACCCUGUGCGGAAGGCCUUGAACUAUUACACAGAAAUGGAGAAAGCCCUGGAGAGGGAGAAACUGAACCGGGCCCAGAGCGACAAGACAGGGAAGUCCAAAGAGGCCUCGGCCUCCGGAUCAAAGGAACCAGACCCACCGGAUGAGGCUGAGUCCAGCCUGAAACCCACCGCAGUGUGACCUGAACACCAGUAGGGGGCUCUCCUCUCCACUCACAGAGAUACCAGGCUGUUCACAGACAUGUAUAGAGUAUACUAUCUGAAAUAAUCAGUGCAAUAAAUUGAUAAUGGUUUGUUUCACAAGACAGGGAGGAAACAAAACAAUGAACAAGGAUAUGGUGCCUAGCCUGACACAGAUUUAUUCUACAUUUCUAGUUAUUUGCUUGUCAUAUUCUUCAUAUACUGUAUACUAUUCCCUUUUAUCCACAUUCAGACACACAACACACUACAGAAACAUACAGUUUAAUGCAUGAUGUUAGGAUUCCUACAGCCAUGGGCCUGCCCUGAGCUGUAGCCAGUACAGCAGAGAAAUAUUAUUGCAACUGCAACAUCUACUUAGUCAGCAACUCUGAGCUACUAAACAAACAAACAUACAAAUGUAUUGUAAUUAGGAUUAAUUACCACCACUAAUGAAUAUGAAUACAUGAGAUUUUUAAAAAGACUGUUACUUGCAUGCUGUGUUCUAUCAUGCUCUUUACCCUGUUGGCUAUACUGUGUUUGGUUCAAUAAAGUAC